UACGUCAAUAUUAGCAAUUUACUUUUUUUUUUUUUCAUAGUUAUUUUUUGUACCCAUAUGGUAUGUGUAUAACUAUGACUAAUACUAUGUUCUGUUUUUGUUACUGAAUUUUGUUUUACCAUUGUUAACAAUUAUUAUUAUUAUUGCAUUUUUUUUACAGUUAUUCAAUACUUAACCAAUACUUAUAUUUUCAAUACUUCAAGAAACGAUGUCCACUUUUAGCACAGGUUAGUUAGCCAAAAUAUAAAAAAAACAGACAUUGUGAAACCAAUUUCUUCGUAACUUAGAUGUAAACAAAAGUAACAAUAAUAAUAUAUAGAUAAUAGAUGGUUUAUGAUUGAGAUGUCAUUAAAAAUUAUUUGGCAUUAUUGUUAUAGCCGCUUUGGAAACUUUAUAUAUUUACCAAAUAUAUAGUAUAUAGGGUUUUAAGAAUGUUUAUUUGAUAUUUCCAUGAAAAUUGCAUGUUUAACAUUUGAAAGGUAAUGUCAAAUUACAAAUUAACAAAUUGAAAACAAAUUAAAAUUCAAUAAUUUGAAAUUUUUUUAUUUAGGUAGGACUAAUACAAGGAAUGGUGGGAGUAUAAUAGUAGAUAAAGAUUUAUUAUAAAGUAUAGUAAUAGAUGUAUCAAGAGAGAUAGAAUAAUAGUAGUGAAGCUGAUGUUACGACAAAAAGGUAAUGAAUGUAUUAAGCUCGUAUUAUCCACAUGUAAGAUGUGAAGAGAGAGGUUUAUUAAUCUUGGCGAUGAGGUAAUGUGAGGUAUAACAGGAAAUAUAGAUGGUGUAUUAGUGGCGAUAUGAAUCGACAUGUUGGUAGUGAGAAGACAUGGAAGGUAUGGGUUUUUGGAGAGAAAUUAGACUGGGGAAAGAAUUCUAGAUUUUGUAAUUAACAUAUGAUCUUGCAGUUAUUAACAUGUAUUUUAGGAAGAACAUUAUUUAACUUUUAAGAUUGGAGGAAAUAAUCACAAAGUAAUUAUUAUAUGUGGAAGAGGGAAAAUGUUAAUCAAAAGAAUAUAAAGUAAUACCUGUUAAGAGUGUUACAACACAACAUAGCGUAAUGUUCAUGAAGUUUUGAUGUUGUGGGAAGAAAGUGCGCAAAAAUAAAAAUAACAGAGGGAGAAUAGAGUCGAGGAUCACUAGUGGAAAUUAAUGAGAGAAAUAUAAAUGAAGUAUAACUUAUGGUGGAUCAAAAAAGUUUCUCGUCGCCACUAACUCUCUGUCCUGUCUUCAAGCUCUUUCCUCUAUUUUAUUCAAAUGGCAACUUUCCCCUCUCAUAUUCACUAUAGGACAAAUAUUCUAGAUGGUGUACCAGUGAAAGUGUGAAUAUUAGGGGAGCUAAGCAAGGGAUGGAAGUGUUAGUAGAAGAGAAAAUGUCAGACGAGUUGAAGAAGAGUUUUAUUAUACCUAUUAUUAAAGAAAAAGGAGAUGUACAAGAGUGUAGAAUUUUAGAGGAAUAAAAUUGAUGAGUCAUAGUAUGAAAAUAUGAGAAAAGAUAAUUAGAAGUGAGACAUCAAUAUCUAAGAACCAGUUUGGUUUUAUGUCAGGAAGAUUAAUAAUGGAACUAAUAUUUUUGAUAGACAGAUUAUAGAUAAGUACAGCAAGAAAAACAAUAACUUUUGAAUGACUUUUAUAGAAUUAGAGAAGGAAUAUGACUGACUGCCCAGAUAAUGAGUAUAAGUGAGAAAAAGAAUUCCGAGGUUGUAAAAUAGUUUAAUAGAGGAUAUGUAUGAAGGUUUAAAUACGAGUGUAAGAAAUGUCUGUGGAAUAUUUGAGGAUUUUGGGGUUAGAGUAGGUGUGUAUCAGGAGACUGCCUUGAGCCUUACUUAUUUUCUGUUGUAAUGGAUGAAGUUAAAAAGGAUAUACAAAGUGGGAGAUUGGAUCAAGUGGAAGUUUAGGAUGGGGGUGGCCUAAUUAGAAUCAAAUUGGGUGUAUUCGUGUAAGUACUAUUUGUACAAUUUACAAUAACAUACUUGUAUAUAAAAAAAAAUACUGAUAUUUAUGUUAAACUUAUUAUAUUAUAUUUUAUUUAUCACUAUAUAUUUCUACUUAGCCGAUGUUAUAGAAUUAUUUUGUUUUAGAAUCAGUCUUUUAAAAUUAGUAUAUCUCUCAACUAAUCUAAUCUAACUUAAUUUAACUUACUCAUGAAACAACAGAUUUAAAAGUAGAAUAUCUCCUCAAUAGGUUGAUGGAAAUAAAAAAUAUCAACACCAAAAUAUAUUUAAACUAAAUCUUCAUAUAUUUAUGGAUUUUAUUAAUAUAGAUUUUUAUUUGAUUAUCAAAAGUGAGUACUGAUUUUGUUCUCAAAAAUAAGACUGACAAAAAAAUAACAUUUUUGUAAAAUUUUUGUACUACUUGUCUUUUAAAUGUUCAAAACACUAAUUCCAAAUAAUGAGUGUCUAAUGUUGUUUAUGUUGAUCACUCAGUAUGUUUUGUAUUAUCAUGUUUUUAUAGAUUGGUGGAUAAGGUUUUUUACGGAUGCUGGUAUUCCUUCAUUUGCAUCAUCUAAAUAUGCAGCUAUUUUCCAUGAAAAUAGAAUUCAGUCUAAUAUGCUAAUGGAUUUAGAAAAAGAUAUUCUUAAAGAAAUGGGCAUAACAGUAAUUGGUGAUAUUAUAGCAAUACUUAAACACGCAAAAGAUGUUUACAGAGAGGUAAUUUUUAUGGUAAACUUUGAGCUUGAGCAGUGAAUAUUUUUAUUAAUCAAUUUCUUUUUUUUAAAAAAAAAAAUAAAUUUUAUUUAUUUAUUUUAAGGGUUUUUAUGAUAUUUAUACUUCAAUUGGAGGCGAGAAUUCAACUACUAAAAGAAACCAAAGUGAAAUCAAUGAAAUUGCAUCUGCUGCUCCUAUAAAAAAAAAAAAUGGUAAAUAAUAAUAGUUUUAAAUAAUAUUAUAUUAAUGAUUAUUUACUUAUUUUUUAUUUAUUAAGUUGCUAACAAAGUAAAAAAAGUAAUUACCAAGAGAGUUAAAGUUUCAAGCGAGAGUGAAGAAGAAGAAAUACCUUUAAAGCUAGUAAAGAAAAAGAUUCCUUCACAAACAUUGCAAAAUACAGUUAAAGUUGUUACUAGAAAAUUAGUUUCAAAGCCUAAACCUUCAGUAAAAGUUAAACCCAUUGUAUUAGAAAGUGAUGAUGAUUCGCCACCACUAACUGAAUUAAAACCAAAAAGUUCAGUUUUUGAUCGUUUAGGUGUUGGUGAUGUAAGCAGUACAACUCCAAAUUUUGAUAAUAAUAAUUCACCUAUUACUGAAACAAGAAAAGUAAUUAUUAAAUAAUAAAAUACUUUUUUUUUUUUUUACAUUUGAAAUUAUAUAAUAAAAAUGUUAUUCUUUAUCUUUAUCAGUCUUCAGUGUUUAAACGUCUUGGAGUAAAACAAACUGGUGAACCCAAUGCCAAUGCAACAUUUAAACGUGCUAUUAAAGGAGGAAACAAUACAUAUUAUGGUCCUAAUAUUCCAUCAGAAGAAACAAGUGCUUUUACAAAAAGAAUAAAACAUGAAGAAACAAGUAUGAAUUUUUCUUUUUAGAAGAGUCCCUGACAAAAAAUGUUUUAUGUAUCAAAAAAAAUAAAUAAAUAUUAUGUGAUUUUUAAAUGCUGUGAAUAGUAUUUAGAUUUAUUAUGUACAAACUUCUUAAGACAAUAUACUCUCAUACACUGUCUGCAUCUUACUAAUGCACAUACUUAUAUUUCAUUUAAAAAUUAAAAUAACUAAACAAAAAAACAAAUGAGACAUACUUUGUACGGUGAGUGGAUCGCUGUUGUAAGUGAAAUAUUGGUAGGUAGAGAGAAAAUUGAAUGUAUAUCUGUAUGCAACGAUUAAUCAUUACUAACUAAUAACAAAUUUGAGCGGAAAAUUUAAUUAUACAUGUUUUGAAAGGCUUUGUCUUAAUAUUUAUGAUUUAAAAAUAAUACAUUUCGUACAUUUUCUUGUUUUUCCCAUUUAUUAUAUAAGAACCCUUGAAAAAAAAAAAAAAUGACUCCUUUGAGUACCACCCCAGUUAAAUUUCCUUUCAGAAAGAGUGCUUUACAAAAAAAUAAAACAUCAUUAUAAAACCAAUUGCCGCUCUUCUCAGAUUCUAAAAUUGAUGCAGUUUCACAAAAUAAUGAUCUUUAAUUUGAUAACUGGUAAAUUCACUCUAAUAUUAAAACCAAAAUUAAAGUUUUUAUUAAAACUAACAGCAGUUGAUCUUGCUGAAUGCAAAUUUGCUAUGUGGUGCAUUAGUAAGAUGGAGAUUGAAUACGCGGGAGGUAAAUGGCUUAAAUUUUGAGUACCAAUGUCAAAACAAUUUUGUUAAAUUAUAUUAAUUUUUUAGAUUCAAACUCUUCAAAGUCUGUAUUCGAGCGAAUUGGUGCAACAUGUGAUCGUGAAAAAAUGAGUCCAGGUCUUGUGUCAAAAAGUGGUAUGUUAACAUUUAUUUUAUUUAAGAAAAUUUGAUCCUUAUAUAUAUAUAUAUAUAUAUAUAUUAUACAUUUAGUAUAAAUAUGUUUACUCAGUUGUGUAACAAGGAUUUAUUUUUGGGAAGGAGUAUGAAUCUAAACCAAUUUCUGGAUAUAUUUUUGGGAUAUUAUAUUACUAAAAAGGUGAUGUGCACAUUGUUGUGAAUUCAGAACUACAAAAAACUGUGUACAAUUUUAAUACAAAAUAUAACUAUUAUAUAUAAUUUAAAACAAAACCUGGUUUAUAACCUCCAGUGGUGGCACCACUUCAUUAACUGAUAGUAAAUUAGAAAAAAAAACCAAUAAUUGUCAUUUUCUGUUUAGCACUUUUGAGGAAUGCUGGCUCUGGUGGAAGACCAAUUUAUGUUAAUCCAAAGGUAAAUAUGUAUUAAUAUUUAUCAUAUGACAAAUAUAAUUCAAAUUAAUAAGGUAGACAAAUAUUUCAUGUAGCUUUAAUAAAAUUGUAAAUUUUGAUAUAUUUGACUUAUAAAGACUUUUUGUAUUAAAAUGAAAUUUUUUUAGAAAAUAUUGUUUCAAAUUUUAAUUUUGAUUAUGUUUUUUUUUUUUAAUGUCUUAUAAAAAAAGCUAAAAAAAAAAAAAUGCUCAAAAUGUUUUUUUUUUUGUAUGUUAUAUAUUAUCAAUAUGUAUCAUUAUAACAAGUUCAGUGGCUUGUAAAUUAAAGAAUUAAUUUGCUUAUUUUCAUUAGUAUUUCAUUACUUUUACGCAUGUAAAAUGAAACAGAGUAUUUAUUAUUUAUUUACAAUGUGUUCUUGACUUGAAAAAAAAAAAUUGAAUUUUGUGCAUUUCUUUUACUAUUGUAAGUAAUAUUAAUUGUUAUAUUUAACAGUUUUUUUUUUUAUUAUUAUUAUUUUUUAUUUUUUAUUUUUUGAAUUUCAAAUGGUAUGAUGUAAAUGCACUUUCUAAUAGACAAAUUUUAAUUUGACUAAUGUUUUGAGCACCUUAAAAUAUAUUUAUUAUAAUAGCAUGAGUUUCACCUAGUCCCAUCAGUAAAACAAUAUCUUUAAACCUUUUUUUUUUUUUUCAAUUAGAUAUAAUUUUUUUUCAGGUAUUAAAUGUUAAAAAGCUGAGCCUGUUAAAUCAUUCACAUUUUAGAAGUGCUGAUUUAGGUUAAUACAAAAAUCAUUUUGGUUGAAGAUAUAUUCUUUAAAAUUAAGUUAUAACAAAUAUUAUAAUACAACACUUAUUUACUUUAAUUUAUGUUAAAAAAUUAAACGACCCUAUUAUUGUUAAAUUAACUUAAGAGAACGUGUUACCCACAAUUUUGAGAAAAUUACAUAUAUAAAACCCCUUAAAUAAAUGUAACGCGUCCUCUUAAGAUGUAGGUCAUUGUAAUUCAUGUUUAGUAAGUAUGCUACAAUUUAUUAGGUUUAUAUAUUAAUAUUAUGACUAUAAAAAUACAAAUUCCCUAAUAUAUAAUCUAGGAAUUUUUUUUUUUUAUAAAUAAAUUACUGAACUAUUAUAAUAAAUUAAUCUGAAAUGUAUUAACAUUAAUAAUUUGUGUGAUUUCUUUGAAAAAUGAUUUAUAAUCCCUUAAAUUAAAUUGAGUUUUGUAAAACAUAAGGUAACAAAAAAAUGUUUAAGUGGUCAAUACUAAAAAAAAAAAAAAUGUAUGAGAAAAACAUACAUCUAUCUGCUGUAAGAGGCAACAAAUGAGGUUGAAUCAUGUCUACAGUCAGUGUAAAAUUCUGUUAAACAGUAAUAAAAGUUCUAAACAAUACUUUGGCAGAUUGUUGUUCCAUCUCGGAUGAAGUAUCAUGGUGUGUGUGGUGUUGUCAGAUGAAUUAAUUUUGAUUGGAGAAAAUCUGAAAUAAGUUAACAAUAUUUUUAAAGAAUGGAGAGUAGUAUUUGAAGAAAAGGACUAAGGAUAAGUAGAAGUAAAAUAGAGUAUAAAUUUGGAGGAACGAGACAAGACAGCCAACAAUAAUAAGCUCUUAUAUGCAAGGUUGAAAGUUUUAAGUACUUAGGAUCUUUUGUACAUAAGACACGUGACUUUCAUAAGGAUGUGAAACAUUUGUGUGAUUAGGUAAAGUGGACAGAAGCACCAAAUUUUUUAGGUGAGGAAAGAAUUCCAAUGAGACUUAAAAGGUAGUUCUUUAAGAGUGUGAUGAGACUGACUAUGUUGUAUGGUUCGUAGUAUUGGACAGGAAACAGAAAAUUAGUAGAGAUGAGAAUGCUUAGGUGGAUGAGUGAAGUCGCGAGAUAAUACAGGAUAAGGAAUGUGUAUAUAAGAAUUAAAUUAAGCGUGGCUUCAAUACUAUACAAUAGUAGACAAAAUUAAAGAAAUAGACAGACAUGGCCAUGUAAAUCAAAACCAGUAAAAGUUGUAAUGUAAAUAAAUUUAGGUAGAAAGAGAUGGAGAGGAAGACCAAAAUAGAAGUGAUUGGAUUUGAUUAAGAAUGAUAUGACAGCUAGUGUAUGCAAGGUGGGAGAUUAGAUUAAUUGCACGUUUAGAAUAAUUGUGGUCGACCCCAAAAAGUUAGAAUAAAGACAAACAAAACAAAGAAAAAAAAGAAAAUUGUGUGUGUUAGAAUCAAGACAUUACUUACAAAUUUAUUCAACUUUAUAUGACAAUUUUAUGGUGGUUUUUUUUUUUUAAUUAAUAAUAGUCACAAAAUAUUUGAAUUUUAAAUAUAAUAUAUGUUUCCAUAUAAAUGUUUAUAUUAUUUAAUAAUAUUGAU
Messenger RNA from Cinara cedri, 7123 nucleotides. The record is from the annotation of a GenBank genome assembly. NCBI's taxonomy places the organism in Eukaryota, Metazoa, Arthropoda, Insecta, Hemiptera, Aphididae.